Molecule: messenger RNA, 8712 nt
Organism: Ochotona curzoniae (black-lipped pika)
Lineage: Eukaryota; Metazoa; Chordata; Mammalia; Lagomorpha; Ochotonidae
Gene: NCOR2
Product: nuclear receptor corepressor 2
Exons: 49
Coding region: 242-7744 (2500 amino acids)
Biological process (GO): negative regulation of transcription by RNA polymerase II
Molecular function (GO): transcription corepressor activity
Source: RefSeq, a predicted model, not a curated record
UUGCGCCCGAGCCACAGGCCGGGCCUGCUGCGCGCCCCCAGCCCGGUCGGCACCGCCACUUGCCUGAGCGCCCGGGCGGCCCGAGCGUGCCCCGAGCCCGGGCGCCGCCGCCGCCGCCACCUCCGAGAGGGUCCAUGCUGUGGUGGCCCAGCAGCAGAUGACCAGGCCUGGUAUUUAGUUCUUGCCGGCGACUGAGAGAGUUCCUCGGGGCCCAGAGCCCCCACCCUGCAUCCUCAUCACCAUGUCAGGGUCCACGCAGCCUGUGGCACCAACCUGGAGGGCCACGGAGCCCCGCUACCCACCCCAUGGCAUCUCCUACCCGGUGCAGAUUGCCCGGCCCCAUACGGAUGUUGGGCUGCUUGAGUACCAGCACCACCCGCGGGACUACGCCUCACACCUGUCCCCUGGCUCCAUCAUCCAGCCCCAGAGAAGGAGGCCCUCCCUGCUCUCCGAAUUCCAGCCUGGAAAUGAACGGUCCCAGGAGCUUCACCUGCGGCCCGAGUCGCACGCAUACCUGCCUGAGCUGGGCAAGUCGGAGCUGGAGUUCAUAGAGAGCAAGCGGCCUCGCCUGGAGCUGCUGCCUGAGCCCCUGCUGCGGCCCUCGGCUCUGCUGGCCACAGGGCAGCCUGGCGCCUCCGAGGACCUCACCAAGGAUCGCAGUCUGACGGGCAAGCUGGAGCCGGUGUCCCCGCCCAGCCCGCCGCACGCGGACUCUGAGCUGGAGCUUGUGCCUCCACGGCUGUCCAAGGAGGAGCUGAUCCAGAACAUGGAUCGUGUUGACCGUGAGAUCACCAUGGUGGAGCAGCAGAUCUCCAAGCUGAAAAAGAAGCAGCAACAGCUGGAGGAGGAGGCUGCUAAGCCUGCCGAGCCGGAGAAGCCCGUGUCGCCGCCGCCCAGCGAGGCCAAGCACCGCAGCCUCGUGCAGAUCAUCUACGACGAGAACCGGAAGAAGGCCGAGGCUGCACAUCGCAUUCUGGAAGGCCUGGGGCCCCAGGUGGAGCUGCCACUGUACAACCAGCCCUCCGACACCCGGCAGUACCAUGAGAACAUCAAAAUAAACCAGGCCAUGCGGAAGAAGUUAAUCCUGUACUUCAAAAGGAGGAACCACGCCCGGAAGCAAUGGGAGCAGAAGUUCUGCCAGCGCUAUGACCAGCUCAUGGAGGCCUGGGAGAAGAAGGUGGAGCGCAUUGAGAACAACCCGCGGCGGCGCGCCAAGGAGAGCAAGGUGCGCGAGUACUACGAGAAGCAGUUCCCCGAGAUCCGCAAGCAGCGUGAGCUGCAGGAGCGCAUGCAGAGCAGGGUGGGCCAGCGCGGCAGUGGGCUGUCCAUGUCGGCUGCCCGCAGCGAGCACGAGGUGUCGGAAAUUAUCGAUGGCCUCUCGGAGCAGGAGAACCUGGAGAAGCAGAUGCGUCAGCUGGCCGUGAUCCCACCGAUGUUGUAUGACGCCGACCAGCAGCGCAUCAAGUUCAUCAACAUGAACGGGCUCAUGGACGACCCCAUGAAGGUGUACAAAGACCGCCAGGUCACCAACAUGUGGAGCGAGCAGGAGAAGGACACCUUCCGGGAGAAGUUCAUGCAGCACCCUAAGAACUUUGGCCUGAUCGCCUCGUUCCUGGAGAGGAAGACAGUGGCCGAGUGCGUCCUCUACUACUACUUGACCAAGAAGAGUGAGAACUACAAGAGCCUGGUGAGGCGGAGCUACCGGCGCCGCGGCAAGAGCCAGGUAAGGGCUGGGCAGCAGCAGCAACAGCAGCAGCAGCAGAUGCCCCGUAGCAGCCACGAGGAGAAGGAAGAGAAGGAGAAGGAGGCGGAGAAGGAGGAGGAAAAGCCGGACGCCGAACACGACCGGGAAGAGCUCAGCAAGGAGAAGACAGACGACACCUCGGGGGAGGACAAUGAUGAAAAGGAGGCCGUGGUCUCCCGAGGCCGCAAGACUGCCAACAGCCAGGGGCGGCGCAAGGGCCGAAUCACCCGCUCCAUGGCCAGCGAGGCCAACAGCGAGGAGGCUGUCACGCCGCAGCAGAGCGCCGAGCUGGCUUCCAUGGAGAUGAAUGAGAGCUCCCGCUGGACAGAGGAGGAGAUGGAGACGGCCAAGAAAGGUCUCCUGGAACAUGGCCGGAACUGGUCAGCCAUCGCCCGCAUGGUGGGCUCCAAGACCGUGUCGCAGUGUAAGAACUUCUACUUUAACUACAAGAAGAGGCAGAACCUGGAUGAGAUACUGCAGCAACACAAGCUGAAGAUGGAGAAGGAGAGAAACGCUCGGAGGAAGAAGAAAAAAGCCCCGGCUGUAGCCAGCGAGGAGGCCGCCUUCCCACCAGCCGUGGAGGACGAGGAGAUGGAGGGGUCGGGCGCCAGCGGCAACGAGGAGGAGAUGGUGGAGGAGGCGGAAGCCUUACACGCCUCCGGGAGUGAGGUGCCCAGAGGGGAAUGCAGUGGCCCAGCCGCUGUCAACAACAGCUCUGACACCGAGAGCGUUCCCUCGCCUCGCGCCGAGGCCGCCAAGGACACGGGGCAGAACGGGCCCCAGCCCCCACCUGCACCUGGGGUCUCCACCCCACUGCCAGAGGAUACCCCAGCUCCUGCCGAGUCCAGUCCGGCUCCCAAGGCCGCCAGCUCCCCCACGCCCCCUCCAGCACCCUCGUCACCCGCAGCACCUCCUCCGGUGGUCCCCAAGGAGGAGAAGGAGGAAGAGGCCACAGCCGCACCCCCAGUGGAGGAAGGCGAGGAGCAGAAGGUGCCCGUGGCCCAGGAGCUGGUGCGUGCUGAGAAGACAGAGGAGCCGGGGUCACCUCCAGAGGAAGAGGUCAAGAGCGAGUGCAAGGAGGAGGCCCAGGAGGAGGGGUCGGACCAGGGCAAGGGGCCGGAGGCAAGCUCGGAGGCCACCCCAGAAGGGGUGCUCAAGGCUGAGAAGAAGGAAGGUGGGGGCAGCAAGAUGGCUGCGACCAAGGGCUCGGGUGCCCCGCAGGACAGCGACUCCAGUGCCACAUGCAGCGCCGAUGAGGUGGACGAGCCUGAGGGCGGAGACAAGAGCAGGCUGCUGUCCCCAAGGCCUAGUCUCCUGAGCACGGCCAGCGACCCCAGGGCCAGUGCCUCACCGCAGAAGCCGCUAGACCUGAAGCAGCUGAAACAGCGGGCAGCCGCCAUCCCCCCCAUUGUCACCAAAGUUCAUGAGCUCCCGCGGGAGGAUGCCACUCCCCCAAAGCCGGCUCCCGCUGCCCCACCGCCGCAGCACUUGCAGCCAGAGGGUGACGGCCCCCAUCAGCCUGGCAGCAGCCCUAGAGGAAAGAGCAGAAGCCCCGUGCCCCCCGCUGAGAAGGAGGCGGAGAAGCCCGCGUUCUUUCCAGCCUUUGCAGCCGAGGGCCAGAAGCUGUCGGCUGAGCCCCCUUGCUGGACGUCAGGCUUGCCCUUCCCCGUGCCCCCACGGGAGCUGAGCAAGGCCUCCACACACGCCCCAGAACCCUCGGCCUUCUCCUACGCACCACCCGGUCACCCUCUGCCUUUGGGCCUCCAUGACAGCGCCCGGCCCGUGCUGCCACGCCCGCCCACCAUCUCCAACCCCCCGCCCCUCAUCUCCUCCACCAAACACUCCAGUGUCCUCGAGAGGCAGAUGGGAGCCAUCUCCCAGCAGGGAAUGUCGGUCCAGCUGCACGUCCCCUACUCCGAGCAUGCCAAGGCCCCUGUCGGCCCCCUCACCAUGGGGCUGCCACUCACCAUGGACCCCAAGAAGCUGGCGCCCUUCAGUGGAGUGAAGCAGGAGCAACUGUCCCCACGGGGCCAGGCCGGGCCAUCAGAGAGCCUUGGGGUGCCUACGGCGCAGGAGACAUCCGUGCUGAGAGGGACAUCUCUGGGCUCCGUUCCGGGCGGAAGUAUCACCAAAGGCAUCCCUGGCCCGCGGGUGCCGCCGGAGAGCCCCAUCACCUACCGCGGUUCCAUCACCCACGGCACGCCGGCUGAAGUGCUGUAUAAGGGUACCAUCAGCCGCAUCAUCGGGGAGGACAGUGCCAGCCGCCUGGAGCGCGCCCGCGAGGACCCACCCAAGGGCCAUGUCAUCUAUGAGGGCAAGAAGGGCCACGUCCUAUCCUACGAGGGUGGCAUGUCCGUGUCUCAGGCCUCCAAGGAGGAUGGCCGGAACAGUUCGGGCCCCACCCAUGAGCCGGCCGCCCCCAAGCGCACCUACGACAUGAUGGAGGGCCGGGUUGCCAGAGCCAUCUCCUCGGCCAGCAUCGAGGGUCUCAUGGGCCGUGCCAUCCCAGCUGAGCGCCACAGCCCUCACCACCUGAAGGAGCAGCACCACAUACGUGGCUCCAUCACACAAGGAAUCCCGCGGUCCUACGUGGAGGCCCAGGAGGAUUACCUGCGGCGGGAACCCAAGCUGCUGAAGCGGGAGGGCACACCCCCGCCACCACCGCCACCACGGGACCUGACGGAGGCCUACAAGCCCCGGCCUCUGGAAGCCCUGGGCCCCCUGAAACUGAAGCCAGCUUCUGAGGUCCUGGUGGCCACUGUGAAGGAAGCCGGCCGCUCCAUCCAUGAGAUCCCACGUGAAGAGCUCCGGCACACACCUGAGCUGCCCCUGGCCCCACGGCCUCUCAAAGAGGGUUCCAUCACUCAGGGCACCCCACUCAAGUACGACACUGGCGCCCCCGCCUCCACGGGCUCCAAGAAGCACGACGUGCGCUCCAUCAUUGGCAGCCCAAGCAGGACGUUCCCUGGCGUGCACCCGCUGGAUGCCAUAGCAGACACACGGGCACUGGAGCGUGCGUGCUAUGAUGACAGCCUGAAGAGCCGGCCUGGGACAGUCGGCAGCACGGGUGGCUCCAUUACCCGUGGGGCCCCGGUCAUCGUGCCUGAGCUGGGCAAGCCACGGCAGAGUCCCCUGACCUAUGAGGACCACGGGGCACCCUUUGCCAGCCACCUGCCCCGGGGCUCACCCGUGACCACACGCGAGCCCACACCGCGCCUGCAGGAAGGCAGCCUUUCGUCCAGCAAGACGUCCCAGGAUCGGAAGCUGACACCGACGCCCCGUGAGAUAGCCAAGUCCCCCCACAGCACCGUGCCUGAGCACCACCCCCACCCCAUCUCGCCCUACGAGCACCUGCUCCGUGGCGUGAGCGGCAUGGACCUGUACCGGGGCCACAUCCCGCUGGCCUUUGACCCCACCUCCAUACCCCGUGGCAUCCCUCUGGACGCAGCAGCUGCCGCCUACUACCUUCCCCGGCACCUGGCCCCCAACCCUACCUACCCUCACCUGUACCCGCCAUACCUCAUCCGCGGCUACCCUGACACCGCAGCCCUGGAGAACCGCCAGACCAUUAUCAACGACUAUAUCACCUCACAGCAGAUGCACCACAACGCAGCCACUGCCAUGGCCCAGCGUGCUGACAUGCUGAGGGGCCUGGCACCCCGCGAGUCCUCGCUAGCGCUCAGCUACGCCCCCGGCCCACGAGGUAUCAUUGACCUGUCCCAAGUGCCACACCUGCCCAUGCUGGUGCCCCCAACUCCGGGUACACCAGCUACCGCCAUGGACCGCCUCGCCUACCUCCCCACCGCGCCUCAGCCCUUCAGUAGCCGGCACAGCAACUCUCCGCUCUCCCCAGGAGGUCCCGCCCACUUGACGAAAGCGACCAGCUCAGCCUCAUCCGAGAGGGAGCGGGAGAAGGCCCUCCUUGCAUCCACCGCGACGGUGGAGCACGCGCCCAUCUGGAGACCCGGUACGGAGCAGAGCAGCGGCGGUGGCAGCAGCGGGGGUGGGGGCAGCAGCAGCCGCCCCACCUCCCACCCCCACCAGCACUCGCCCGUCUCCCCCCGGACCCAGGACGCCCUCCAGCAGAGGCCUAGUGUGCUGCACAACACGGGCGUGAAGGGCGCCGCUGCCGCCGUGGAGCCCAGCACGCCCACAGUCCUGAGGUGGGCCAGGUCCACCUCCACCUCCUCACCUGUCCGCCCAGCCGCCACAUUCCCGCCUGCCACUCACUGCCCGCUGGGCGGCGGCCUCGACGGGGUCUACCCCACCCUCAUGGAGCCGGUCUUGCUGCCCAAGGAGGCCCCACGGGCCGGCCGGUCCGAGCGGCCUCGCACAGAUGCCGGCCACGCCUUCCUCGCCAAGUCCCUGGCCCGAGAGCCCACCUCCUCCCCCGGCAAGGGCUCCGAGCCCCGGCCCCUGGCGCCCCCCGGCCCCGGCCACACGGCCAUCGCCCGUGCCCCGGCGAAGAGCGUCGUAGCCCAGCACGCCAGCCCGGACCCAGCGGCGCCGCCCGCCUCGGCCUCGGACACGCACCGGGAAAAGACUCAGAGUAAAUCCUUUUCCAUCCAGGAAUUGGAGCUCCGAUCUCUGGGUUACCGCAGCAGUACCUAUAGCCCGGAUGGGGUGGAGCCCGUGAGCCCUGUGAGCUCUCCCAGCCUGACCCACGACAAGGGGGUCCCCAAGCACCUGGAGGAGCUGGACAAGAGCCACCUGGAGGGGGAGCUUCGGCCCAAGCAGCCAGGCUCUGUGAAGCUCGGCGGGGAGCCUGCCCAUCUCCCACACCUGCGGCCACUGCGGGAGAGCCAGUCCUCCUCCAGCCCCCUGCUCCAGGCCACCCCCGGGGUCAAGGGUCAUCAGCGGGUCGUCACCCUGGCCCAGCACAUCAGUGAGGUCAUCACACAGGACUACACACGACAUCACCCGCAGCAGCUCAGCGCACCCCUGCCCGCCCCCCUCUACUCCUUCCCCGGGGCCAGCUGCCCUGUCCUCGACCUGCGACGCCCACCCAGCGACCUCUACCUCCCGCCCCCAGACCACGGCCCACCAGCUCGCAGCUCCCCACACAGUGAGGGGGGCAAGAGGUCCCCAGAACCAAGAAAAACAUCAGUUCUGUGUAGCAGCGAGGACACCGUGGAGCCCGUGUCCCCACCAGAGGGCCUGGCGGAGCCGGGGCGCCCCCGCAGUGCUGUGUACCCCUUGCUGUACCGUGACGGGGAGCAGGCGGAGCCCAGGAUGGGCCCCAAGUCCCCAGGCAGCACCAGCCAGCCGCCGGCCUUCUUCAGCAAGCUGACCGAGAGCAACUCCGCCAUGGUCAAGUCCAAGAAGCAAGAGAUCAACAAGAAACUGAACACCCACAACCGCAAUGAGCCUGAAUACAAUGUUGGCCAGCCCGGGACGGAGAUCUUCAACAUGCCCGCCAUCACUGGAACAGGCCUUAUGACCUGUCGGAGCCAGGCGCUGCAGGAGCAUGCCAGCGCCAACCUGGGGCUGGAGGCCAUUAUUAGAAAGGCCCUCAUGGGUAAAUAUGACCAGGGGGCCGAGCCCCCGCCGCUCAGCGCCCAUGCUUUUAACCCUCUGACUGCCAGUGCCAGCCUGCCCGCUGCUAUGCCCAUAACCGCUGCUGACGGACGGAGCGACCACACGCUCACCUCACCAGGCGGUGGCGGGAAGACGAAGGUCUCUGGCCGACCCAGCAGCCGAAAAGCCAAGUCCCCGGCCCCGGGCCUGGCGUCCGGGGACCGUCCACCCUCGGUUUCCUCGGUGCACUCGGAGGGGGACUGCAACCGCCGGACCCCGCUCACCAAUCGCGUGUGGGAGGACCGGCCCUCCUCAGCAGGCUCCACGCCCUUCCCCUACAACCCUCUGCUCAUGCGGCUGCAGGCGGGCGUCAUGGCCUCCCCACCCCCGCCGGGCCUGCCCACCGGCCCCCACCCAGCCUGGGAUGAGGAGCCCAAGCCACUGCUGUGCUCCCAGUACGAGACGCUCUCUGACAGCGAGUGACUGCCAUUGCUGGGGUGGGGGCGGCGCCAGGCCCCAGCCAGAGGCAGGUGCAGCGCGGGGCGGCCGCCAGUGCCCCCACGAGGAAGGAGCCCCCGAGUCCAGUCCGCCUGCGCAUCUGUCCAUCCGUCCAUGCCGAGCUGGCAUCCUUGCCCGUCUAAAGCCUUAACUGGGACCCCGCCCCGGGCCGGCCCUGUGCAGUGACCUCACUCAGGGGAUGCUUACCUGGUGCUCGGGAGGGGAGGGGAGAGCAGGGGCCACACGCACGCGGCCGGGCCGGCCAGGGACUCACAGCAGGACGACCACGCACCUCCACGCCCCUGCCUCCCCCCUUCAUGCAUCUGGAACCAAAGUCUAACCCGGGCUGGCAGCCCCGUACCCUCCCUCCCGCCUCCCGUCCCGCUUAGCACUCUGUGCACCGGACACGGACGCCCACUCCCCCGUGUGCUCGGCCCGGCCUUGUGGGCUGCCACAGCCAAGGAGACUGCCGGUGGGCGAGUGGACGCUGGACGCCGGGCAGGGAGCAGGCGGGAGCCCCUGGGAGCGGGACUGCUCUCAGCACGUCGUGGCCGCGCGUGGGGCCAGAGAGGAGGUGUGGACGCUGUAUUGGUUUACAGGGUAUAUUUUUGAUACCUUCAAUGAAUUCACUCAGAUGCUUUCGGCAAGGAAGGGGGCCGCCGGUGUCCGGUGUCCCUUCAGCUGUGCUUUCCAGCUCUGCUUCCCGCUCAGGAGGCGCGAGCAGGCGACCGCCGGGGCUCCCGUGGUCCACGGCCCCCAGCACCCGCGGCCUCCCUCCCUCCCUUGGGCAGAAUGAAUUCGAUGCGUGUUCCGUGGCCGCCGUCUGCGCACGGCCGUGGCAUUCUGUCAUUUACACACGUGGUUCUAAUUAAAAAGCAACUUAUACUCGAGUCACACAGACCCUUCUGUGCCUUGGACCUAGUGGCCGGGAGGUGGCAGGGCUCUUGCAGAUA